This is a messenger RNA of Rubroshorea leprosula, 6301 nucleotides long. The record is from the annotation of a GenBank genome assembly. Lineage: Eukaryota; Viridiplantae; Streptophyta; Magnoliopsida; Malvales; Dipterocarpaceae.
UUAGAUCUAGAGUAAUCAAAAUGUCUGAGGAAAAUGCUGCUACUGAUCCAGAGAAAUCAACCAUGGAUGAAAGGGUUAAUAAGUUGGAAGCUACAAUGCAAACUAUGGCUGCUAUUCUUCAGACCAUCAAUCUCACUUUGUCCACUUUGACUACUGGUUCGGUUCCUUCACCUGCGUCCUUAAUACCCACAAUACCAGUUCCACCUGUCCCUACCAUCACACCAGGUAAUUAUGCUAAGGAUCCCAUGGUCACACAAUUGCAAUUUCCACCUAUUUAUGAGAAUCAUCCUCUAGUGGGGAAGUCAUCUUCACAUGCUCUACAAAUAUCAUCUCUGCCCUUUGAAGCCUCAUACCCACCAUUCGAGAUAAACAACCUUACCUUGCCCACAACCACACCUCUUAUCCUUAACAUACCACCUUUGAUGGGACAAGUGCCAGCCAUUCAACCCAACCCCUCGGUUGAGAUGUUAAGGCCUACUGUAGAAGAUGGGAAGUCAAGAAAGGUUGAUCACAAGCUGCAACAGUUAGAAGAGGCUUUAGAGGCCAUGCAAGGGCCGCAAGCCUAUGGUUCCAUUGAUUUGAAUAAUCUCUACUACUAUCUGGGAAUUCAGACAAAUUUCAAGUUCAAGCAGCCAGAUUUUGACAAGUAUGAUGGUUCAGGUUGUCCUUAUGCCCACCUGCAAAUGACUUCCCGUGCAUGGCUAGCUCCUUAUGUCGGAUAUACUUUUGCUCAGCUAGUGACAGCGAGUGAACAGAUUGAGGAGGGACUAAAGGCAGGGAAGAAGGAAGAUGAGGAAGCUUUGAAUCAUAUUUUCACUAGUCAUGCCAAGCCAAUCUAUAGUAUGGCAAAUGUUCCUUACAAUCAACAGCCUCAAUUACAGCACACUCCGAUCUUCAAGUCUACCACUUACCCUCAAAGGAGGCCAAACUUCGAUGCUCAUGCUUCAUUAGUGGCAGUGGGUUUAACGCAGACAGUGCAAGCAAACCUUGUGCAACCAUCUUAUUCUUACGGGUAUGAUCCACAAGCUAAAUGUGAAUAUCAUAAUGUAACAGGUCAUGGUACCGAAUAUUGUACAGCUCUGAAACAUAAAAUUCAAGAUCUCAUCGAUGAAGGAAAACUCCAACUUGAUGAAACUAAGAGUGCUCCAAGCAUCACUCAAAAUCCUUUACCUCCACAUGGUGAACCCACCAUGAAUAUGAGUACCCUUGAUGAGGUUGAUAGACCCAUAUUGGAGAAUGUUGGUUCAUGGUCUCUUGAUGAAUUAUUUGCCAUUUUAAUAGAGUAUGAUCUUAUUCAGCCAAUUGCAUCAAUGAGCUCGAAUGUUUCGCCAGUGACAAUUGAUGAUGCUUUGGUGUGUCUUUAUCACUCCAAUAUGAAGGGGCAUACUUUGCAAAAUUGUGGAGAUUUUCAAAGAAAAAUUAUAAAGCUACAGAGAAUGGGAUCUUUGAAGUUUAUGUCUACUCCAGAGUUAGAGAAAUUCAUAGCACCAGUGACAAAAGAAUACUUCACUAAAGAGAGGCCUUACAUUUUGCAAGAUACUAAAAGGGCACCAGCCAUCAGUCAAAAUUUCCAACAGCCUUAUGUCUUGCAGACCUCUCUUAGUGAGUCAUUCAUGGGAAAGACAUCAUCUGUGGCCAAUAGCCAUUUCCCUUACUCACUUAAGGUUAUGCCGCAACGCCCCAUCAUCUUGAGCUCUACAACUAAUGAUGUGUCCAACAUGACCCAUAGUGGUCGAUGCUAUGUGAUUCCCCAAGUGGAAGAAUUGAGAAAGGCUGCCUUAAAAUCAAAAGAUAUCAGAAUUGAAGAGAUGCCAGAAGAAUCACCCAAGAAGCUAGUGUUAGAAAAUGAAGUUGUAGAAUUUUUGAAUAUUUUGAGGAAGAGUGAGUAUAGCAUCAUUGAACAGCUCAACAAAACCCCUGCAAAAAUUUUUGUUUUAGAAUUGUUGUUGUCUUCUGAGAUUCAUCUUGCCGCAUUGCUCAAAGUCUUGAAAGAGGCCCAUGUGCCUAAGAACAUUGAUACUCAAAAUGGCUAUUCACAUUUAUGUUCGGUGCAAGAUGUGAAUGUGCCUCAUGUGUUGAUCGACAAUGGGUCAGCUUUGAAUGCGAUUCCUAUGACUGUUUUGAAGCAGUUGAAAGUGGAUGAGUCUCACAUUAAUCAGUGCAAUACAGUGGUUUGUGCUUUUGAUGGAACAAAGAGGAAUGUUGUUGGAAAGAUUGAGCUUCUAGUGGAAAUUGGCCCUGUGACUUUUGAUGUGGAUUUCUUUGUUAUGGACAUUUCUCCUAUUUUUAAUAUGCUUCUUGGGAGGCCUUGGAUACAUGUUGCCAGAGUGGUACCAUCCACCUUGCAUCAGAAAGUCAAAUACAUUGUCAAUGGUGUUCUUGUCAAGUGUGCUGCUACUUCUUAUAUACAUCCAAAGUUAAGAGGAAAACAGGUUAAAAUGGCAAAACCUGCCAGGGUUGCUGCUAAGAUCAUGCUUUCAUGUCAUUACCAAUUAGGAGAGGGUUUAGGAUUGAAUGGACAAGGAAUUCUUGAGCCUAUUAAGGUAAUUCAAGCUUGGGGCACUUUUGGCUUGGGAUACAAGCCAAAGAAGGAAGAUUGGCAGAGAAUGCAUGCUAUUAAAGCAGAGAAGCACCUUGUUAGACUUCAAGGGAUGAACCAAUAUCCAGAGGGUACUAUUUUCACUGAUAGAUUGCUUGAAAUCGGGGAAUGUUCAAAACAAGCAAAGUUUGAGGAAGUAGUUGUGGAAGAUAUCACGGAUGAAGUUUGUUUUGAUGACGAGGAAAACAGUUUUGGUUUCAAUAACCUCAUUGGGCCAGCCAACAUGACAGAUCCUAAGGAGAGGUGGAGAAGGAUGCUCGCUGAAAGGCAUUUAAGGAGAAGCACCCCAACUUCCAUCUUGCCUGCUGAUGAUGAAUCUUUAAACAAUGAUGCCAUAUCAGACUUUAUAUAUGAGAUUGAUGAUCAGACCUAUAGUGAAGAAGACAAUGAAAAUUUUGAUCCUUCUCAUGAACUAACUCAAAUGCUAAGAGAAGAAAAACCAAAGCUACAACCAAAUCAAGAGACUGAGACUAUUAAUUUGGGAACUGAAGAUGAUAGAAAGGAGAUAAAAAUCAAUGCCCAUCUAUCCAUAGAGGAUAGAAAAGAGUUGAUAGAGAUCUUAGCUAAAUUUCAAGAUGUUUUUGCUUGGUCCUAUAAAGACAUGCCGGGACUUGAUCCUGAUAUUGCUGUUCAUUCCAUUCCACUCUAUUCUGAGGCCAAGCCAGUCAAGCAAAAGCUAAGGAGGAUAAAGCUAAAGGUUCUGUUGAAGGUCAAAGAAGAAGUGCAAAAGCUGCUAGAUGUUAAUUUCAUUGAAGUAGCUAUGUAUCUGGGAUGGGUGGCCAAUAUUGUUCCUGUAAUGAAAAAGGAUGGCCGAGUUAGAGUCUGUAUGGAUUAUAGAAACUUGAACAAAGCAAUCCCCAAGGAUGAUUUCCCAUUACCUCACAUCCAAAUUCUGCUGGAUAAUGCUACCAAAAAUGCUCGGUUUUCUUUUGUUGAUAGCUACUCUAGGUACAAUCAGAUAAAAAUGGAGGAAGAUAAGCUCAAGACUACAUUCAUCACUCAAUGGGGUACCUUUUGCUAUAAAGUUAUGCCUUUUGGACUCAAAAAUGCCGGGGCAACAUACCAACGCUCUGUGAUUACUUUACUACAUGACUUUGUGCAUACAAUUGUUGAGCUAUAUGUUGAUGACAUGGUGAUUAUGUCCAAAGAAGAGGUGCUACAUACAAAAAAUCUCAAGAAGGUGUUUAAACGCCUUAGAAAAUACCAAUUGAGACUUAAUCCUGCCAAAUGUACUUUUGAUGUGGAUUCUGGAAAGCUACUUGGCUUCAUUAUCUCUCCAUGGCAUAUGCUGCUUUCCGAAUUUGAUAUGGUUUACACAACACAAAAAGCCAUCAAAGGGCAAGCCAUUGCAGAUCAUUUAACUGAACAUGCGGCAGAGGAUUUUGAGCCUAUUGAUUGGGACUUUCUUGAUGAGGACAUUUUGGUAGUGAAGGUAGAAUUUGAUUUAGAUAAUUGGAAGCUCUUCUUUGAUGGGGCUAUUAACCGGCUUGGUUGUGGCCUUGGAGUCGUGUUGGUAUCCCCAAAGGGUGAUCAUUUUCUUAUUGCUAAAAAGCUUGAUUUUGCUUGUACCAACAACAUAGUCGAAUAUAAAGCUUGUAUUGCAGGAAUAUAUGCUGCUUUGGAUAUGAAUGUCCGAGAUUUGGAGAUAUAUGGUGAUUCAGCACUAAUCAUAUGUCAAACAAAUGGCAAUUGGCAAACCAAGGAUCCAAAACUUAAUCCUUAUCACCAAUACCUUGAAACUCUAGUCAAGAAAUUCAUAUUCAUCUCUUUAAACCAUAUGCCCCGUGCCAAGAACCAAUUCGCGAAUGCUUUGGCAACUUUAGCCUCCAUGAUCCAAAUCUUCAAUAAUGAUGUAAUCAAGCCUUUAAUUAUUGAAAUUUGUCAAGAACCAGCACAUUGCAUGGAAAUCAAGGUUGAUGACAAACCAUGGUUUCAUGAUAUUAAACAAUUCUUGCAAAAUGGGGAAUUCCCUCUACAAGCUUCUGAGGUGAACAAGAAGACAAUCAGAAAAUUGGCAGCUUCAUACUUCUUGAGCGGAAAUACAUUGUAUAAGCGCUCUACUGAUAUGACCUUCAUCAAUGUGAUUCGGGCAAUUAAUCCUAAAGCUUCCAAUGGUCAUCAAGUUAUCUUGGUUACUAUUGAUUAUUUUACAAAAUGGGUAGAAGCAACAUCUUAUGGUAGUGUUACAAAGAAGGAGGUCACUCGCUUCAUCAAGAGAGAGAUCAUCUGCAGGUAUGGGCAACCAGAGGCCAUCGUUACUAAUAAUGCAAGCAAUUUGAACAAUUACAUGAUGACUACGCUAUGCAAGCAAUUCAAGAUCAAGCAUUUGAACUAUUCUCCAUACCAACCAAACAUGAAUGGUGUGGUGGAAGCUGCCAACAAGAAUAUCAAGAAGAUUCUAGCCAAAAUGAUAGUUACUUAUAAAGAUUGGCAUGAAAUAUUGCCAUAUGCUCUCCAUGCUUAUAGAACCUCUGUUCGCACUUCAACUGAGGCAACCCAUUAUUCCUUGGUAUAUGGAAUGGAGGCAGUACUACCAAUUGAGCUAGAAAUUCCUUCCAUGAGAAUUUUAUCUGAGUCAGGGAUUGAUGAAGAAGACUUGAUUCAGAAAAGGAUAGAUUACCUCAACUUGCUUGACGAGAAGAGAUUGGCAGCUCUUUGUCAUGGUCAAUGCUAUCAGCGACGAAUGGUAGCAGCUUACAACAAGAAAGUCAAACCUAGACACCUUCUCCUUCCUCCUCACCUCGACCUUCUCCCUUUUCUUCCCGAACUACCGCCCCUGCUCCUACGCCCGGCCUUGCUCAGCACCCUCCCGAACCAGCGCCCCUGCUCUGCGUCCCUGCCUCCUACACGCUGCAUUAGAUCCCCUCACCUCUACGCCCAGAUCCCGAGCCUUGCUCUGCAGCAGAUCCCCUCACCUUCUGCGCCCAGAUCCCCUCACGUCUGCGCCACCCACUGCCGGCAAUCAUGUCCCUUUGCACGCCAGCAUCAUCGACAAUCAUACACCCUCUGCACCGAGCCUGUACCCUUCUCCUCUGCGCCCCACUACCGGCAAUCAUGCCCUCUGCAGAUCGUGCCCUAUCCCUCCUGCACCGAGCCUAUGUCCCUGCUGUUGCACCGAGCCUGCCUUCCUGCACUCUGCGCCCCAAUCCCUCGCCUCUGCACUCCUGCUCACUACAGCCAUGCCCCUGCCUCACCUACAGAAAAAAACAGCAAUACCAGACAAAAUUGGCAUCAUUAGUGAUUGACAGAGCAAGACUUUUCUUUAUUUAUUUCAUUUUUUUUAUUUUUGUUAUUUGGGUAUAUAUAAAGCAAAAAGCAAAGUAAAGAGGAGGAUUUUCUAGUUGAUUUUGGGUUCUUUUUUUGGAAGGAGUGACGAUAGAGAAAAGGGGAUUUUUUCUGCUAGAGGGAGCCUGUUUUGUGAGAGGAGAUUGUCAAGGUUGCAAGAGGGAUUCCAUUUUCUAGAGUGGCUAUCUUUAGGUAUACCUCUGAAUAGAGAAUUUUUGUUAGGAAAAUGGUGAAAGAGAUGGUGGAAGCUUGAUCCCGGGGGUGGGAUCCCUUCCAUCAGAUCCAGAUCCGUUUUUCUUUCAAAAAUUCGUCGUGUUUGUUUUCCUGUGGGUGUUUAUUUUUUUUUUAUCUGAUGUUAAGAUUGAAUGUGUUUCUUGAAAAAUGAAUGAAAAGCCAAAAGAAAUUGUCUGGUUCGUC